Cherax quadricarinatus is the source of this 780-nucleotide messenger RNA. Lineage: Eukaryota; Metazoa; Arthropoda; Malacostraca; Decapoda; Parastacidae. The record is from RefSeq and is a predicted model, not a curated record.
GUUCAGUAAGCAACAUUCCUGGCUCCCGGUACGUUCAGUAAGCAACAUUCCUGGCUCCCGAUGCAGUGGUGGAUACUAGUGUUGGUAUGUGCUGCAGUACUGCAGUCAGUGCUGACCACCAAAGUGCUCUUCCUGGGGCCUAUCUCUUCAAAAAGUCACAAGAACUUUUAUAUGGGCAUUGUUAAUGCCUUGGCGGAUGAUAACAUCCAGGUUACAAUGGUGUCGCCAUUUAAGCCAUCCAAAGUGCGGGAAAAAUGGUUCUUGAGGCUAGUCUUUCAGGCGCGGGUUCUUUUAUGUUUCCCUUUUUAUAUAGGUGAGCCCAGCAGGGUUGUUAGCACCAGCACCAUCAAUAAUAGAAACACACGCUUUCCCUCCUAUGAUGCAUCUUUCAUGUUGGAUUUCAAACAUCCUAUGACGUUCAUGGAGAGAGCAAUCAGUUCUCUCUCUGAUGUUGCUAUGGACGCUAUGUUAUUUUACUAUUUAUCACCAAGAAUGGAAUCUGAAUGUCGUCGCCGCGGCCUUUGUCCAGAUGAUAUGCCCAGUUUUUUCGGAAAUCGGUUCAAAUGCAAGUCUUGUACUGAUUAUAGUGCUCAAACCAUCGAUUACCCAAGCUCGUACUUAUGUUCCUCCCGUGGUUCUUGUGGAGGCAUACCCCUGCGUCCAUCACAACCUCUCUCAAAAAAGGACCUUGAAGACUGGGUACAAGAUGGUGGUGAUGCUGGCUUCAUCUUCUUCAGUCUUGGCUCAGCUGUCACGCCCUCCAGUAUGCCAGGGGAGUAA